Molecule: messenger RNA, 1465 nt
Organism: Anopheles darlingi
Lineage: Eukaryota; Metazoa; Arthropoda; Insecta; Diptera; Culicidae
Product: endochitinase-like
Exons: 3
Coding region: 203-1450 (415 amino acids)
Biological process (GO): chitin catabolic process; carbohydrate metabolic process
Cellular component (GO): extracellular region
Molecular function (GO): chitin binding; chitinase activity
Source: RefSeq, a predicted model, not a curated record
GUGCACCGAUUCUGGUUUGGCCUGAAACGCUGAUGUCACGAUUCCCGUUAUUGGUGCGUCUGUUUUUUGUUCCAUUUCCAGAAUGUAUGUGUGACUGUCUUGGCCACAAUCAGUGUACCCUGGCAAUGUUGUGGUUUAGUUUCGAUCAAGAUCUCUUCUCGGGUGGAAGUGUUGACCGACGUUCGCUGUCCGUGGGAAGAAGAUGCUAACAUAUCCUAUUGGACGAGUGGUCUUGGGAGCCCUGCUUCUUGGCUCCACCAUCAUCCUUGCCGAAGAGAGGCGUCUCGUUUGCUACUUCACUAACUGGUCACCAGAUAGGCCGGGAGAAUACUCCUACCAGAUAGCCGACAUACCGGUUGAGCUGUGUACUCACGUUACGUACGCGUUCGUUGCCGUCGAUGAGAACAGCUUCCAGAUAAGAUCAGCGAACGCAAAGUUUGACAUUCUACAGGAUGGUUUCACGAAGUUUAGCGAGUUGAAAUCAUCAAAUCCCGAUCUGAAACUGUCGGUGGCCGUAGGCGGUUGGGGUAACGGUGGCGAUGCAUUCCAUAAAAUGGUUUCCUCGUUAGAUGCAAGACAAACCUUUAUCUCUAGUGUGAUACAGUUCAUGCGACGGCACAGCUUCGAUGGCAUCGAAAUAGUUUGGCUGUGGCCCGGAAGUCCAGAUCGUGGUGGUACUGAAAGCGAUAAAGAUAAUUUCUAUCUUCUUAUCGAUGAGAUGAAACGCGGUUUCGAGAAUGCCGAUCGCAGUAACUGGGAAGUUGUCAUUCAAGUUCCACUGGAUCGCUGGAGAAUUCAGCAGGGCUAUCAUCAAAACCGACUCUGCCAAGUGGCUGAUUAUAUUUAUAUUGCCGGAUACGACCUUCGAGGAUCAUGGAAUGGGUUUACGGACGUGCACAGCCCCCUAAACAAUCGUCCGCAUGAUACUGAUAGUUUAAGGGAUCUUACUGUUAAAGGAGGUGUACAGCAUUGGAUUAACAACGGCUGCCCUGCCAAUAAAUUGGUUCUGGGUGUUGCGUUGUUUGGCAGGACACACACAUUGAAGGACAGCAAUGUAAACGGCCUGGGAGCUCCGUCGAGUGGACCUGGCUCGCCUGGCCCGUACACGGCCGAAGGCGGCUACAGAGCUUACUUUGAAAUUUGUGCUGAAUUGAAAGAAUCACGCUGGAGUAUUGAGUGGGACUCGCUAGGUAUGUGUCCUUACGCGCAUAAAGGAGACCAGUGGGUAGGAUUCGAAAAUGCCUAUUCGCUAGAAGAUAAGGUAAUCUAUGCGCAGACUGAAAAGCUAGCAGGUAUAUAUGCAUUUUCGUUGGAUUUAGAUGAUUAUCGAGGUAAAUGUGGAAACAAAUAUCCGCUUAUGAGAGCUCUUUGGAAUGCAUACAAACCUACAAGACAGCAAAGUGGGGACGAUCCGUUCUCUUUCGCUAUUUUCCGUGGUAGAAAUUCGUAAUGGUAAACACUGACG